Molecule: messenger RNA, 3690 nt
Organism: Labeo rohita (rohu)
Lineage: Eukaryota; Metazoa; Chordata; Actinopteri; Cypriniformes; Cyprinidae
Gene: cpeb2
Product: cytoplasmic polyadenylation element binding protein 2
Exons: 11
Coding region: 755-2950 (731 amino acids)
Biological process (GO): negative regulation of cytoplasmic translation
Cellular component (GO): nucleus; neuron projection; cytoplasm
Molecular function (GO): mRNA 3'-UTR binding; ribosome binding; mRNA regulatory element binding translation repressor activity
Source: RefSeq, a predicted model, not a curated record
CUACUAAAUACUAGUAAUAAGUAUAAUAUAGUACAAUGUAUAGAAUAUGCUCUGUGCUACGCUAAAUGCUCCACAGCCAUGCUAGCAUAAUCCAAAUGUUUUAUCAGGCACCGAAGGUCUGCCAUGUAAUAUGAUAUGUUGAAUGUUCAAAAUUUGGUCUGGUUACUAAGCACAGUAAGCCGUUUAUUACUGCUCUAUUACAGCCAGGCAUGAGGCACGCGUAUGGCCUGGGCAGAUUAUAAAGGCUAAAGGUGAAAAGACUGGAAGACACCCGAACGCGCAGUUGACCAGCAAGCAGCAGCUGCCAUAUUUCCGCCAGUGCCAGAGCUCAGCAGCACUCAGACCGGGCGGACUGGUCUGCUCUGCUGCACCUCCUGAAUAAUGAAUGAGUGACGCGCACAUUGCGGCUCUCUCUGCGGCUGUGAGGGAGGCGGGUCGCGCAUGCAUUAUGACGCGGCGCUGACGUGCAUGCAGGAGUUUUAAUCCUCUGCCGCAGCAGCAGAUCAGCCGGUAACGCGAGGAGGGGGAUGCGCGGUCGGUCGGACGGACGGACGGCUAGAACGGCUAAAAAAAGCCGCAGACAAUUAAAUCCACGAACAAUAUUUAUAGUGUGUGAAAAAGGCGACCGACUCGACCGAAAGCUCCUCCUCUCUCGCUCCAAACAGGCUUUAGGAAGUUAUAGGACACAGUGCCUCUCUUAUUGUUCUUGACCAGGCCUGGGAAUAGGAGAGCUGCGCUGUUUUGACGCAAUUAAAUGGGUGAUUACGGGUUCGGCUUGUUGCAGACAGCGAACAUCAGCAGCAGCAGCAGCAGCAGCUCCGCACUGUUCGGCGGAGGCGCAUUCACACCCUAUUCCAGCCCGUCUCCGGUGUGCCCCAGCAGCUCGCCUCUGGUGUCCCCUCUUUUCCCGUCACAUCAGCGCAACAUGCAGGAUGAGCCUGCGGGGUUGACAGCUUCUCAGUCCAGCGACACCAACAGCGAGCAGAGCAGCGCCGCCGACAACGACCUGAGCCGUUUCUCCUCCGCUGUAGGUCACGCACAGACAGCCGGUGACCUUCAGCACGACCGGAACAUACAUCAGCAGGCUGAGCCGCAACAGCAGCAGCCGCACUCCUCCUCCUCAUCCACGGGCCUGGACACCGAUGCGCCAUCGUCCAAGGUGAAGACCCAGAUGGAGUCCCCCAGCGCCCACCACAUCAACAACGGCACCGGUGGCAAUAACAUGCUCGCCGCCGCUUUCCCGGAGAUGCAGAACCCCGGGGGCGGCGGCUCGGCUUCCCCCACCCUGCCCGCUUUCGGAACGCCGUGGUCCGUGCAGACGAGCUCCCCGCCUCCGCCCGUCUCCAAUUCCGCUAACGCAAUAAACCCGAUCCCCACCACCGAGCCUGACAACUUCUACCCGGGCAUCCCUUCCUCUAUCAACCCCGGCUUCUUCCAGAGCUUCUCGGCCAACCCGUGCCCGGUGCAGGGCUUCAGCAGCCCCUUCUCCCCCCAGAUCAACGUCCCCCCGCAGCCACCGCAGAGCCGCCGGUCCCCGGUCAGCCCGCAGAUUCCCCCGCAGCAGGGCGCCUUUCUGCAGCAGAGGAACAACUACAACCACCACCAGCCCAUGAUGAAGCAGUCACCGUGGGGCAGCCAUCAGGGCAGCGGCUGGACCUCCGGAGGGGUGUCCUGGGGCAGAGACCACCGGCGCGGGGGCGGCAUGGGUGUGCCCGGCUCGGUCAACCAGAUCUCUCCCAUGAAGAAACCCUUCUCCAGUAACGUCAUCGCUCCGCCGAAGUUUCCCCGCUCCGCCGGCUCUCUGGGACCUAAAUCCUGGAUCGAAGAAAAUAUGUUCCGUACCGACAACAACAGCAACACGCUGCUGCCGCUGCAGGAUCGGUCCAGGAUGUAUGACAGUUUGAACAUGCACUCGUUGGAGAGCUCCCUGAUUGACAUCAUGAGGGCAGAGCAGGACCCUCUUAAGGGCCGUGUGGGAUGCCCCCACCCAGCCGCUGACGGCCUACUCAUGCUCAAUGCCAGGAGCUAUGGGAGACGACGAGGACGUUCCUCACUCUUCCCCAUUGAUGACGGUCUUCUAGAUGACGGCCAUGGCAACCAGGGGGUCCCGGGGGUCCUGGGGUCUCCUCACUGUUACCCCCAUCAGAACGGGGAGCGCAUCGAGAGGUUCUCCCGCAAAGUGUUUGUGGGCGGUCUGCCCCCUGACAUCGAUGAAGAUGAAAUCACAAGCAGUUUUCGGCGCUUUGGUCAUCUGGUUGUUGAUUGGCCACACAAAGCAGAGAGCAAGUCUUACUUCCCCCCUCUAGGUUAUGCCUUCCUGCUGUUCCAAGAGGAGAGCUCAGUUCAGGCACUGAUUGAAGCCUGUCUGGAGGAAGAUGGGAAACUCUACCUGUGUGUGUCCAGCCCCACCAUCAAAGACAAGCCUGUCCAGAUUCGUCCAUGGAACCUGAGUGAUAGUGAUUUUGUGAUGGACGGAUCUCAGCCGCUGGACCCUCGCAAGACCAUCUUUGUAGGAGGAGUGCCACGUCCACUGAGAGCUGUGGAGCUGGCCAUGAUCAUGGACCGCUUGUAUGGUGGAGUGUGUUAUGCGGGUAUUGACACUGACCCGGAGCUGAAGUACCCAAAGGGGGCGGGGCGUGUGGCCUUCUCCAAUCAGCAGAGCUACAUCGCUGCCAUCAGCGCCCGAUUCGUCCAGCUGCAGCAUGGCGACAUCGACAAACGGGUGGAGGUGAAGCCGUACGUGCUGGACGACCAGCUGUGCGACGAAUGCCAGGGAGCACGUUGUGGCGGAAAGUUCGCCCCGUUCUUUUGCGCCAACGUCACCUGCCUGCAGUAUUACUGCGAGUUCUGCUGGGCGAACAUCCACUCCCGCGCCGGGCGCGAGUUCCACAAGCCGCUGGUCAAAGAGGGAGCCGACCGUCCCCGCCAGAUCCACUUCCGCUGGAACUAAAGACGAGGAUUCCGGGAGCACGCAAGAUGACGCAGAAACAACACGUCUGCUGUGGGGGAAAAAAAAGAAAAAAAAAGAUGCUUCGUUUGGCCCCUGAACCCAAGCUGUCAGUAUAGAGUACAUAACCGUAUACAGUAUAUAGAGAAUAUAUAUGACUAUAAAUAUAUAAAUAUAUCUUUAUCUUUUGUAGCAGCCAGAAACACUACAAGCCUCAGUUUAUUUCACCAAACCACUUCUUUCUCCUCCCUCCCUGUACAUCUCAGGCUCGGAACAGAGUUUUUGUGGUACGUUCGUGUUUUUUAAAAAGGAGAUUAAGACAAAAAAAGAGAUUGAUUUUUUGUAGUUUUUUCAAAUUAUUUUUAUAUGUGAGAUUUAAAACGUAGAAACGAGAAUGUUUUCGCUUGGGGGGGGCAGCCUGUCCGUUCUGUUCAUUCGUUCUGUCCGUCGUGUGUCCGUCUGCUGCUAAAUCCCCCCCUAGUGGGCAAAGUGCGCAAUUGUCUCUGGAAAACCCUUGAUGAUGUAAUCUCUGAUGCCUGCCCUGGAUCUCGAACCAAAGGUAGCAAAACGCGCGGCAUGAAAAAACGAGACGUUUGCCGCGGAGUAUACAAAAGAUUUUUAAAAAAAGUAAUAUUUCCCCCCUCGAUGUUUCGCUCCAAUGUGCUCUUAGCAGGAAUAGGAAUGAGUCAAUAAUUAAUUACUGAGACUUUCCAUUUUCCACUGGCAAAAAAAAAAAAGGACAA